GAAGAAGAAGAAGAAGAAGAAGAAGAAGAAGAAAAAGAAACUGUCAACCCGGCUUAACCAAUGAAUGGAGACUGGGAGGAAACAUUGCCCGACACUCUUUUCUCUACAUUGAUUUCUGUCUCUGGGUUUGUAACUACCACGGUGUGAAGGCUGUGAAUGUUUUCCCAACACCGCUACAGUUCCACAGCUUGAAAAACCAGACCGACCACAGGCUAACCCUCCCCCCGCCUCCCUCGGGUUGCUCCGCGGUUACUUUCGGUCGUCAGUCUGUGUGUGGUUCGUACAGGCGAGAUACCCUGCUGAGAUGUCCGACAAUGGAGGCACGGCUAUUGGCCUUCUGUCUUACGAGACGUUGGUUCAUGCGGUGGCAGGUGCAAUGGGGAGUGUGACAGCUAUGAGCGUCUUCUUCCCUUUGGACACAGCCAAAAGUAGACUGCAGGUGGAUGAGAAGCGAAAGUCUAAGUCUACCCCGGUCAUUCUGGCUGAGAUAGCAAAAGAAGAAGGGCUUCUGUCUCUGUACAGAGGCUGGUUACCAGUCAUCUCCAGCCUCUGCUGCUCCAACUUUGUCUACUUCUACACCUUUAACACGCUGAAGAGGCUUAACGCAGCUGGACCGGGCAAGUCCAAACCCAGCACAGACCUGCUCAUGGGUGUCGCAGCAGGGGUGGUGAAUGUGCUCCUAACCACUCCCAUGUGGGUGGUCAACACUCGGCUGAAGCUGCAGGGGGUCAAGUUCAGGAACGAGGACCUCCAGCAGACCCACUACAGGGGCAUAUUUGAUGCCUUCUCACAGAUCAUUAGCAAGGAGGGACCACGAACUCUGUGGAACGGCACUCUGCCCUCUCUCAUCCUCGUCCUUAACCCGGCAUUACAGUUCAUGUUUUAUGAGGGGAUGAAGAGGAGGGCGGGGAGAGGAGGGAAGAAGAUUUCCUCAGCACAGAUCUUUCUUAUUGGAGCCAUUGCAAAGGCAGUUGCUACCACAGCUACAUAUCCUCUACAGACAGUCCAGGCCAUCCUGAGGUUCGGACAGUACAAAGGUGACGGUAAAGGCGGUGUGAUUGGAGGCAUCUCUAACAUUUUCGCUAUGCUCAUGGACAGAAUAAGGAGGUAUGGUGUUUUUGGUUUGUACAAAGGCCUGGAGGCAAAGCUGCUGCAGACGGUGCUGACGGCUGCACUCAUGUUCGUUGUGUACGAGAAGAUCACAGCUGCUACCUUCAAAGUCAUGGGUCUGAACAAGAAACUGAAGCACUGAACGUACAGACUACGUUGAAUACAGUACUGUCUUAAUACAUUGGCUUCAUUAGAUUUAAUCAAUGCCUAAGAAAUAAGUGUUCGUUACGAGAUGUUGUAAUCAGAGAUUGGAUUGGUGCCUUUAAAUAGCCACAGAUUCUCACACUCAACCAAAACAUGCAGCAUAAGCAGGUCAGGGUGUAUUACCUCUAAUCCCCUCUUUUUCUUAACCUGUAGCUGGUUCUUUUUUGCAGAUUGACCUUAAUAUUUUGCCACGGAUAAUUAUCUUUUGAAGUGGUCCAAGCGACUUACAAGAGCUCAUUUUAAUUUAAAUUCAGGGCAAAGAGAGGCAGAUAUCAGAAGCUUAAAUGCAGUGCUGAAGUGGCUCCACUUUAGAUGAAAUAUUGCAGGCAAAUUAAUGAGUGCUUUGCUUUGAACAAUGUCAUCACUUCUAAAGAGAUUUAUCUGCGGUUGGUUGAAACUAUAACUCGUGAAAUUUAUGAAAAAUAAUAGGAUGUAACAAAUCACUAACUUUGUCUAACACAGUGAUUCACUUUCUUGUCUAGAAUAAAAUUUUGACAAGACUGAUAUCACUCUCAAUGUGACCGAUGAUGCUUUUAAUUAAGAAGCUAACAUGAGCUGCAAGCUAACUUAGACUUUACAUAAAGGCUGUAAAUGGAGUUGCAAAGCUAGUCUGGCUGCCUUGGCACAAAGGUACAGGAAAUUCACCCACAAGCAACCCAUUAAGCAGUAAAAUGUUUCAUGUAGUUUGGUAUAUUUUUACAGAAUCAAAGUGCUGAAAACAUUGGCUGUAAAUAGAAAGGAUAACAUGCCUUCAUUUAUACCAAUUGUUAGCUUUGAAGCUAAAAUACCGUCUCAAUAGACGCUGGUGACGCUGAUGCUGGCAGAAAAGACCUGGCUGGUUGAGUGGUGGGACUGACUUCACACCCCCUCUGCUAACCCUAAUGCGUGAUGUUUAACUUACUGAUAUAAUGCUGAAGAUCCCUCAGGUGGGUAAAGUCUACAGCAGGAAAAAAAAGUGAAAAAUGUCAGCACUCGCAGUAAAGCUUAAAGCUGCUGUCAAUUUCUAAAAUUAAAAGUUUUUAACUGAAUUGGGAGUGCUGACAUUUUUCAACUUUUUGUCCUUUUUGGGUCAGCACCGGGUAAUUUUUUGAGUAGUUUCGAGUGAGCAUGCCAUUUCUUUGUCUUCUGUCCAUCAUGAUCUUCUUAACAUCAACUAAUGACUGAAAACAAAACUUGUCAGAAGAUGGAACAUAAAUCAGCAUCAUCAGAACUAACUAUAAAAACAGACACUAUGUUUGAGAAAAAUGUAUUUACAUAUAUUUAAAUUUUCUAGUUUGACCCAUGUUCCAAUGGUUUAUGACUUAUACUACAGCUAGUCAGUAGGGGGAGCUCUGAACCUUUUGGCUUCACUGUCAGUGAACACUUCUGACGUCUAUUUCAAUAUACAGUCUAUGUUUUGACCCAGUUGUGAGGCAACUCUUGACAGCUCCAGGAAGUGACCACUUUGUUCCAAACUUAAUUUAAGCAAAACCAAAUUCCCAUAUCAUGUCAAGUACAAUACAUGAUCGAAAUAUAGUACAAAACAAUUACAUAUGAAUAAAUAAGAGAUGUAGACAACACGUAAUGCAGUUAAAGAAAAUGUACAUAAAAUGUAAGUAUUGAAAUUACACUGUGAUGAUAAUCCAACUGUAGAAAUAUCUCUAAAUAGUUGUAUGAAAUCAGAUAUUAGGUUCAUGCGGUUAGAGUGUUUAAUUAAUUACUUGACUCGUUUAGAAAAUCAAUUAUUUUUUUCAGAUUUAAACCUCAAGAAAAAAGUGGAAAAAAAUAUUAGCCAAAUGUGUCGCUUUUUCUUUAACAUCCGGUGUUUGAUGCAGAUGUUAAGACCAAUAUCGCGCCCUCUUACAUUAGUGGCACUUCGACUGAAGCCACUGGACGAUUCUCCACACACCCUGUUUUAUGUGUUUACUGUGCACAGAGAGAGGUUUAUGGGAACCUCAUGAAAUUCCUGCCAGAUUGACUUUUAUUUCUUUCUUUAUAUUGUGCAGGCCUGAUCUACGCACAGAGUAGCAGUUCUAAAAGUAGUACAGGGCUUUCAUUUAUAUUCACAGACCUGUGUGUAAAAUCCCAAGCCAUAAAAUCCUUUGAUUUGAGCGAUUAAUAUGUAUUGUGUAAAAAAACAAAUUAAAAGUGAGCUAACAAGUAUUUAACCCCACACAGUUUGAGUGUUCAAAUACUGCAGUUGGUACCAAGUGCCUCCAAACUCUCAUAAAGUAACUGCUCUCUAAUCUGCUGUAUGUGCUUUAAUGACUGUUGAUGAUUUACAUGGACCCAUGCUGCACUUCACUGUGUACUGUCCUCAUGAUUGUAUUGGUGUGUGUAUAAACAUGUAGUCACACAGGUGUCUUCCAAUACAUACCUCUGCAUCAUGCUUUGUGUAGAGCAGUAAGGGCUUUUUUUAUUUACAGUAUUUGUUUAUUACAGUAAUAUUUCUGUAUUGUUGACAUAUCUGCUGCCUAGGAGCCAUCUCAGUGGAUUCAUUCCUCUUUAUUUCUGUUGAAAUGUUUAACAUGUGAAGUUAAACCAUGACUAGCUGUUUACCAAUCCUCACUGGUAACUGUACCUUUUAAAGAUCACAGACUUUUGAUUGUUCAUUGUAUCAACAGCCUCCUUAAAUGUAUGUUUACUGUCGCUUUGUGUGAAGAGCACAUGGCAGAACUGAUUUAUUCUAAUUAAGAUCACCUGAAAUUAAGCUUUCACAUGUGUCAGGUGGACUAAACCCAACUAGUCUUGAUUAAGACUUCUAGGUGUGGAUAAAAACUGAGUUAAAAAUGAAAUGAAACUAACAAGAAGGAAAAUAUCAAAAUCGAAGGAUGACAGAAAAAGCAGCCAUCUCUGAUCAAAGACACUGACAUGAAGUAAGGGAGUCAUGAUGACCAAAUGAUGUUUAU
Messenger RNA from Notolabrus celidotus (New Zealand spotty), 4202 nucleotides. It is a transcript of the gene slc25a17l, whose product is annotated as peroxisomal membrane protein PMP34. Gene Ontology annotation, molecular function: ATP transmembrane transporter activity; NAD transmembrane transporter activity; coenzyme A transmembrane transporter activity. The record is from RefSeq and is a predicted model, not a curated record. Gene Ontology annotation, cellular component: peroxisomal membrane. The transcript is spliced from 9 exons. Lineage: Eukaryota; Metazoa; Chordata; Actinopteri; Labriformes; Labridae. The coding region runs from base 305 to 1252 and encodes 315 amino acids.